Aspergillus glaucus CBS 516.65 is the source of this 1323-nucleotide messenger RNA. RefSeq names its product Efg1 domain-containing protein. Gene Ontology annotation, cellular component: preribosome, small subunit precursor; nucleolus. The record is from RefSeq and is a predicted model, not a curated record. Gene Ontology annotation, biological process: maturation of SSU-rRNA from tricistronic rRNA transcript (SSU-rRNA, 5.8S rRNA, LSU-rRNA). The transcript has 2 exons. Lineage: Eukaryota; Fungi; Ascomycota; Eurotiomycetes; Eurotiales; Aspergillaceae. The coding region runs from base 46 to 996 and encodes 316 amino acids.
CGAAAACAGAACACUCCCAUAUCAUAACGAAGCACAACCGCCACAAUGCCCAAAGACGGACAUUCCAGAGACCUAUCUCCUGCUCACCGCGACCGCAGCGCCUACAAGCGUAAACACCGCGAAGCCUCCGAUGAUGCUCCACCGGCCAAGAAGAAAAUCCAACUCGGGACACAAAAGCGCGAAAAGAACGAAUAUCCCUCCGUCAAUGAAUUGAAGAGACGGAUUCGUGCUGUGAAGCGACUGUUGGAAAAGGUGGACUUGCCCGCUGAUGCGCGAAUCGUGCAGGAACGAGCGUUGUCUGGGUAUGAGAAGGAUUUGGAGGAUGAGAUGCAGAGACGGGAUAGGUCACAGAUGAUCAAGAAGUAUCACUUCGUUAGAUUCCUGGACCGCAAAUCAGCAACCAAAGACCUCAAGCGUCUCCAGCGCCGCGAAAAGGAAACUACAGACCAGAAAGCCCUCGAGUCUCUGCACGAGAAAGUUCACGCCGCCCGCGUCAGCCUUAACUACACAAUCUACUACCCGCUCAAUGACAAAUACAUCUCCCUUUACGCGGAACAGAAGCAAAAGAAGCCUUCUCAGCCCGAGUCCGCGGAUGAUACCCAUUCCGGGGCUGACGAGAAGGAUACCACUGUGACGAUGACUCUGGCUCAUGCGGAGAAGCCUCCCAUGUGGUUUACCGUCGAGAAGUGCAUGGAAGAGGGAACGCUCGAUCUUCUACGGGAGGGCAAAUUGAGCACUCCAGGAGAGAGUGGAGGAGACGCGAAGAAGGCAUCGACAACGACGGAGAAGAAGAAGAAGGACGUUGUCAAGAAGGUUAACAAGGAAUCGAAGAAACCAACGGAGAAGAAAGACAGCCGCACCAAGUCGAAGCCGGAGCUGGAGCCGGAGCCCGUCAACAGAAGGAGCAGGCGCAAUGCUGCCAGAGAAGAGGCGGUCAUGCGCAAGGCCCAGGAGGAUGACGAUGGUGACAGCGACGGUGGUUUCUUCGAGAUGUAAUGUGCUUCUACCAGGCCAUACCAUAUUGUAUCAGGAUGGUGUGUAUAGAAGAUGCUAUAUAUCGCAUGUGCAUAGUUUAGGAGUUCGGGAUAUCAGCAUUUUUCUUCUCAAGCAGGCUAAUUAAGUACACUCGUUAUUUCCCUCCAUUUCUGGAUCUCCCUUUACUUCAGUUCGAAUGCCAUCCUUUUUCGUAGAGUGUUCGAUUCGUAAUUCCUCAGCAAGCGUAAUCGCAAUGAGAGCCCUCAUAAGUUGUCCCAUCUCAUCUCAAUGUGAUUCCGGAUGUCCCAGGGCCCAUAUGGCUGGACUUCCAGACAACCUUCAUCCCCC